This is a messenger RNA of Anolis sagrei ordinatus, 1995 nucleotides long. RefSeq names its product centrosomal protein 70 (gene CEP70). NCBI's taxonomy places the organism in Eukaryota, Metazoa, Chordata, Lepidosauria, Squamata, Anolidae. Gene Ontology annotation, molecular function: gamma-tubulin binding. Gene Ontology annotation, biological process: cilium assembly; regulation of microtubule cytoskeleton organization. The record is from RefSeq and is a predicted model, not a curated record. Gene Ontology annotation, cellular component: centrosome.
CCUUCCUUCCUUCUUCCCUUCCUUCCUUCCAUUCACCCCUCCUUCUUUCCUUGGAGACCCGCCUAUAACGGCUUCUGAGAUCGAGGCAGGGAGCCCAGGCCCCGAGUUCCCAGGGCUGUCGCUUGCCGUGUCAGGAUCUGUGACAGAGUAUUCUUACUCAGAAACAAUGUCCAGUGAUUCUUGGAGCAGAGAGGAGCAAGAAGAAUGGGAAAAUGUAAAUAAGUUACUGCGACAUCAUGGCUUAAGACCCUUGGUAACAGAUAAGAUUGUUAUGGACAGGCAGUCUUCACAAGAAAUUCGGUACGCAUUGACAACAUUAGUGGAAGAAACAGAGCGUCAACGGAAAAUUGUUCGUGGCUUGAUAGAAGACAAUCGCCAGCUAAGAGAUGAACUGCGCUUGGAGCGAAGUCGGGCUUCUCGGCAGGAACAACGAGCCAAUGACCUGGACAUCAUUUUAGAAAAUAUCAAACACAAAAUACGCCAGCUGGAAGAUGAGUCCAUAGCUAAUGCUUCCCAGCAGCACAACCAAGUCAAAGAACUUCAGAAAGAUCAGCAAGCUACUCAGUCAAAGUACAACCAACUAUCUGAGAAAUUACGAGAACGAGAGGAGACUAUUGCCUGUUUGGAAAAGGAGCUUUCUAGGAUAGGCACAGAGGAGCACCAUCGUCUUACUAGGCAGAAAAAAAUGUUGCGCCAGUUUUGCAAACAAGCUCCAAGAACACACUUGGAUCAACAAAUUUGUUGCCUAAUAGAUUCCUAUGAAUCGCAGAUCAACCAAAUCAGAAAAGAGCUAAGUAAAUAUAAGAGAAGCCCCAAUCAUACAGAAGGCAGAAAAGAGGAAGAGGAGGAGGAAUUCCUGAAGAACAUAGAUGCCACAGCUAAUUACAAAGCCUUGCUCAUGUCUUUUCAGACUCAGAUAAUAGAGACAAAAGCCCGAAAUGAGCAGCUCUUACAUGAAAAUAUACAUCUGAAGAAAGAGAUAGAGAUCCGACCAACUGUGCAAGAGUUAAGGUUUUACAAACACCAAGUAAAGAAGUUGGAGAAAACACUGAAGAACAUCAAGCCACAUGAGAACACCGAAGAAGAAAACACCAAAGAAAACAGAGAACUUACACGUAAUACAGGAGGAGACCAACUACAGGAAGUUUCCAGAAAAUAUUUGCAGGUGUUAUCCAGCAUUGACUCAAUUAUUAGAAGUCCAAGAAGAGCUCCUUUGGUGAUGCAUAUGCAAAGGAAAGGGUUACCACCAAGUUGUAUCACGGAGAAUGAACAGAAGUGUGGAUUUGAGCAUCUUCCUCUUACAGUUGAAAUGUGGGCAGACCAACUGAUGGCUCUGAAGAACUUACACAGAUCCCUGAAAAAACUGCUUUUGCGAUUAGUACCUUGGCACACAGUAGCUCUGCAGGAUAACAAUGAACAUGUUAGAGUUGAAGAUCUUCAGUGUUUAGUAGAUGAAAUCUCUGAAGAAGUAGACAAUGCGGAAAAGAAGAGUAGUGUGCCUUCCCAACACGCCUUGUAUGCAAUUGUCUCUCAUUUUCAAAAGCUGUUUGAUGUGAAGUCUUUGAAUGGGAUUUACCCUCGGAUGAAUGAAGUUUAUUCAAAACUUGGUGAGAUGACCAAUGCUAUGAGAAACCUACGUGAUCUCUUGGAACUAGAUGCUUCAACCCCUCCCAGUGUGCUAGUGAACAUUGUUGGAAAGCUCUGCAGCCUGUUUAACAAGGAUGUGACCAAGCAGAUAGAGCAGCUGCUGGGGACACAGGACAUCGAGAGCAUUAUCUACAAGUUAGAAGAACACGACCACUUUUUUCCAGCCUUUCAAGCUCUUACUGAGGAGCUGCUUCGCCUUUUAGAAGUCACAAAUCCGACAGAUAUAGUCCCUGCUGUGCAGAGAUUGAAAGGAAAAGUCCAAUAACGUAAGCCAUCCAUAAAGUUAUAAAAUGUAUCUACCUCUUAUGUAUAGUGUUUUAACUAUUUUAAUUAAAAUCUUUUAACUCA